AUGGGAUCAUAUAUCGUCCGCUCAAAUGGUUCCGCGGCCUGCUUGAUUGCGUGUGGAAACCGAGAUAUGGCAUGUUCAGUUGUUGUGGUGGCUAUAAGGGUUGCCAGAAAACAGGGUCUGAAAGUUGGUCUUUCGUGGGGUGACUUGUCGGAUGACAAGCACACAGUCGACCACCUGAACCACGCGGCUAACCGGCAAUUUCCCGACCCAAUACCAAUUUGCCAGCAUAGGCUCGCCUCUCACUUGGAUCUCUACAAUCCCUCAGAUCGUCUGCCCAGCUUGUCUAACCAUUGGACGUGA
Protopolystoma xenopodis is the source of this 300-nucleotide messenger RNA. The record is from the annotation of a GenBank genome assembly. NCBI's taxonomy places the organism in Eukaryota, Metazoa, Platyhelminthes, Monogenea, Polystomatidea, Polystomatidae.